AUCCACACUGCUUCAGGAGCCUGAUGAGUGGAAUCAGUUCAGAGUUGAGAUGACAGCGUGUCGGCCGCCAGCAGCCUGGACGUUGGCGACCGUAUCUCCUACCUGGAGCAGAGGAUGCAGCUGCAAGACGACGAAAUCCAGGUUCUGAAGGCAGCGCUGGCGGACGUCGUCCGGCGCCUGACCUUCGCCGAGGAGCAGCACUCCUUGCUGAAUAAACGGGCGCCCAGCAGAACUCGCCUCUUCAUGCACGCUUUGCCCUCGAAGCCCAACCUGAGCAAUGGAUCAGCAACGCCUCCAAAAAGAAGCAGUGCCAUGCCUCAGUCACCAUCCUCGCCCCGGAAGGAACCAUCUCCCAAAAGUAAACCGAAGGAGUCCGUCUUCAGUGCAGAAGAGGGCUACGUGAAGAUGUUCCUGCGUGGACGCCCUGUCACGCUGCACAUGCCCCAGGCUUUGACGGGAUCUUACAGGCUCCAGGCCACAACUGAAUUACCAGCCCACAAGCUGAAGAUGGAGUGGGUCUAUGGUUAUCGCGGGCGUGAUUGUCGCUCCAACCUCUAUCUCCUGCCGACAGGCGAGAUUGUGUAUUUCAUCGCAUCGGUCGUGGUGUUGUACAACGUGGAGGAACAGCUACAGCGCCACUACCUCGGACACAACGAUGACGUGAAAUGCCUUGCUGUUCACCCGGACAGAGUCACCAUGGCAACAGGGCAGGUGACAGGAACCUCUAAAGAUGGAAAGCAACUUCCACCUCACGUUCGUGUCUGGGACUCUGUAAGCCUUAACACACUGCAUGUGAUUGGAUCAGGAUUCUUUGAUCGAGGCAUUUCUUGCGUAUCCUUCUCCAAAUCUAAUGGAGGAGCUCACCUGUGCGCAGUGGAUGACUCAAAUGAACACAUACUCUCUGUAUGGGACUGGCAGAAGGAGGGAAAGCUGGCUGAAGUUAAGUGUUCCAAUGAAUCUGUGCUGGCAGCAAACUUCCACCCAACCGAAGCCAAUCUCAUUAUCACUUGUGGGAAAUCCCAUAUUCUCUUCUGGACGAUGGAAGGCAACACUCUCUCCAAGAAGCAGGGCAUUUAUGAGAAACAAGAAAAACCCAAGUAUGUUCUAUGCUUGGCUUUCUCUGAGAAUGGGGAUGUGAUCACAGGAGAUUCCAGUGGAAACCUGGUCAUCUGGGGUAAAGGCACAAACCGGAUCAGCACUGCAGUUCAGGGGGCUCACGAAGGAGGUAUAUUCAGCCUCUGUGUGCUGAAUGAUGGAACCCUGGUGUCAGGUGGAGGCAAAGAUCGGAAGGUCAUCCUCUGGGACAGGCAGUAUCACAAGGUUCAGGAAACCGAGAUCCCAGAAGCCUUUGGGCCGGUCCGAACGAUCGCAGAAGGGAAAAAUGAUGGCUUAUUUAUUGGGACGACGAGGAACUGCAUUCUCCAAGGCACGCUGAGUGGGGGAUACUGCCCCAUUGUACAGGGUCAUACAGACGAGCUCUGGGGACUGGCAGUGCACCCAAGCGAGGAUAAGUUUGUGACCUGUGGACAGGACAAGCUCAUUCACUACUGGGAUCCCACCUCACACCAGCCCAUUUGGACUAAGACUCCAGAGGACCAGAGCCAGUCGGUUGGCUUUCAUCCCAGUGGAUCGGUUAUAGCUGUGGGGACGCAAACGGCAAGGUGGAUGGUUUUCGAUGUCGAGACGAAGGAUCUUAUCACUGUGCACACCGACGGUAACGAGAAAAUCUCAGUGAUGCGUUACUCACCAGAUGGUAAUUUCCUGGCCAUCGGGUCACAUGACAACUACGUUUACAUUUACAGCGUGGCCGAGAAUGGGAGGAAGUACAGUCGAGUGGGUAGAUGUUCAGGGCAUUCGAGUUUUAUAACUCACCUGGACUGGUCCGCGGACAGCCGCUAUAUAGUCACUAACUCUGGAGACUAUGAAAUCCUUUACUGGACUCCGAACUGCAAACAGGUGCCAAUUGCGGACGCGGUGCGGGAUUUGGAGUGGGCCUCCUCCACCUGCGUGCUCUCGUUCCAGGUGUUUGGCAUCUGGCCCGAGGGAGCGGACGGGACAGAUAUAAACGCUGUCUGCAGAUCCACCGAUAACAAACUCCUUGCUACGGCUGAUGAUUUUGGAAAAGUGAACUUAUUUUCCUUUCCCUGCUCACAGCCUCGGGCACCAAGUCACAAGUACGGUGGGCACAGCAGUCACGUGACCAACGUUGCCUUUCUCCAUGACAACACCCGUCUGAUCUCCAUCGGUGGGAAGGACACCAGUGUCAUUCAGUGGAGCGUUGUCUAGGUUACAGCACUUUAUCCGGAGACGCAUUCCAGCUGUAUGGGUUGGGAGAUGCCAGGGCACUAUCAAAAUAGCUCCUCUCCUGGGUGCCCCAUCAAGCUACUGUUAUGCUAAACUGUUUCUUUUUUUUAUUGGGAAGAUGUGGGGCUCCCGUUCCCUCGCAUUUAUUGUCCACACCUGCACUGAGCUCUUCCAGACGCUUCGCUUUUGGAAGAGCAUUUUUCUAUCUAAACUUGACAAGCAAUCCCAAUGCUCCAUCCGAAAGCCACCCCCGCCCGCCACCAAAGCUAUGCUGUUUGCCUCUGCCUCUGCCGCAGUGUCCUUUUGCUGGAAUUGUGCAUGCUGCUGAAGUCCAGGAUCUUAUGGCAUAUGUGGGGAGCCAACUCCCAUCAUUAAUCAGCAAGUUCAUUUAAGGAGUUUGGAGAGCGUAGAGAAUCAGAGAGGGUGAAAGAGUUGUAUUGCUGCCCUAUGCCCUCCUGACGUUCGUUCCAAUAGACUAGCUGUCUUGAAGGGGAUAUUUUUAAAAAAUCUCAUUUUUAGCCCCAUUGGAUUUGUUUUUUUGUAGUCUCCAACCAUUCCACUUUUGCUCCCCUCGAUGUCCAGACCAGGUUUUCCCUUCUGCACCAUUUUCACACAGGGAGAGCCAAAUUGCUUGGUGACCAUUUCUCUUCUCUGGCUUAGUAACUUCCAGCGAGAAAGCUGUGGUCAUCGUGUUGGUCGACUGGCUGGAGAUAUUUGUUUUUGUGUGGUUCCUGGGAAUCUUUCCAGAUGGUCCCAGCAAGGAAGUUGAACCAGAACCAUUAUUUUCAUUGGCUUAAGCUAAACUUUUCUAAAGUUAAAAUCGUCAAGGUUUCCAACAGUACUUUGCACGAUUUUGAAGCUAAUUGGAUGUUUCUACACAGUUCCCACAAAAUGGCAGAUCUAAAGCAUCAUGUUCGAUUAUCUUACAUGGAGGUUUUAAGGGAGAGGUUUGGUUGUAAGUUAAGUCAAGAUGUUUUAGGUGCGAAUUAUUUUGGGUUCUUGGUUUACAAACAAUUUGAAAAUUUAUAUUCUGUAAGAUAUUUGCAGGUAAUCCUCCAAAUGGGGAUGGUGUGCCUCUCGUCCCUUCGGCUUGUAGAGGAGGUCCUGCCAGUGUUCCCUUUAUGGUCUGUUUUUGUUUGCCAGCUCAUUUUUUGUACGUUACGGUAUACCUCAGGGCAUUCCAUUUAACUGAGGUUGUGACUUGGGUCCUUGAAUCCUAGUACUUCAAGUUGCAAAAUUGGACUUGAUUAGACUGGUGCACUGUGGGCUAACAUCAUUCAGCACACAACUUACUGCCUGUUACGCUGCUGGUGUUUGGCGCAGCGAUGAGAGUCCUCCAACCCUGGCGGUGUUCAGGGCUUCCUGCAUCAUGUCAGUAGCUUCCUCCCGGUUUUCACUACCGUCAGUCCCACAAGUCCCGGGCGGAGACUCAGGUGUAGAAGGAUUCUUCUUUGCUGUUUCUGUAACAAUUUUGUUUGACUAGUCAGCGUUGUUAGCCCUGAACCUGGAGGACUUACGGAUCACUCUUAGUCUGACCUCUACCCUUUGACCUGUUUGGCAUGGGUGACCCUACCAAGAGCCAAAGCAUAAACCCUGACUCCAGCCAACAUCGCUGUCCGGGUCAUUGACGCACACAAGCCUCCAAACCAUGACAAGGUUGUGGUCCUCUUGGGAGAUUGACCACACAAAGUGAGAGAUUAUUGACAGAGGGAUCUGUUACCCUUAGCUUUCUUGACUUGAAUUGGAAACCAUCUGAUCAGUUUCCAGAGGCAAUUCAAAAUGAGCUCAUUCGAAUUGAAAGCAGAUGGGCAGUUAACAUGUCUAUGCCCGUACCAGCCCUGUUCUGAAAGGAAACUUUCUUCAUAGAAAAUUCAGGUAGACAUUUGGGGCCAGCAGGUUCAAUGGAAAGUGUUAAACACCUGGUGGCAGAGGCAGACCACAGAAGAGGGGUGGGAGAGGGAUAUUUGUUAACUCCAGCUCUCAGCCAAUCAUAAUCUUCCUGUAAUUGACAAAAUUUGGGUGUUCAACAAGUGUAUGCAACUUCCAAAGUCCAAAAAAGUGUUAGAAAGCAUCACAGUCACCUGACGUAAUGACCAAAAGCAGGGAAUGGCAUUUUAAUUUAAUUUCCUAAUUCUCAGAAGGUUGUGAGAAAGGGAAGAUAAAAUCUCCUGAUCCUGCCUUCUAAAAGCAAAGUUUACAGUGUAGGAGGAGGAGACGUCUGUGCUGGGUAUAUAUUACAAAACCAUUUCUGAUACCCUACUUUGUCCCCGGGCCCCGUCACUUUCUUCGUUUCAAGAAACCAAUCAAUUCAACCUUAAAUGUAAGAGCAUAUCACUACUUCUGGCGAGCACCCCGUGUUGCAACAGCCCAAUCACAAAUCGUCCCAAUCUUGAUCCCAAGCUGAAUUUUUAACAUGAAGAGCUCCAAGAAGUUCUAGCACCCUUGUUAUUUUUCUACAUAACUAUUGUUUUACGUAAAGCUAAGAUUUAAGAAAUAUAUUUCUUGA
This is a messenger RNA of Hypanus sabinus (Atlantic stingray), 4810 nucleotides long. It is a transcript of the gene eml2, whose product is annotated as EMAP like 2. Gene Ontology annotation, biological process: microtubule cytoskeleton organization. Gene Ontology annotation, cellular component: mitotic spindle. Gene Ontology annotation, molecular function: microtubule binding. The transcript is spliced from 21 exons. The record is from RefSeq and is a predicted model, not a curated record. The coding region runs from base 115 to 2286 and encodes 723 amino acids. Lineage: Eukaryota; Metazoa; Chordata; Chondrichthyes; Myliobatiformes; Dasyatidae.